Cherax quadricarinatus is the source of this 988-nucleotide messenger RNA. The record is from RefSeq and is a predicted model, not a curated record. NCBI's taxonomy places the organism in Eukaryota, Metazoa, Arthropoda, Malacostraca, Decapoda, Parastacidae.
GCGUUCGCCCUCCGAAAAAAUCUUGGAAAACCAUUGUUAAUUUAUCUGGUGGUGAGAAGACAUUAUCAUCCCUGGCACUUGUAUUUGCUCUCCAUUACUACAAACCAACAUCAUUGUACGUCAUGGAUGAGAUUGAUGCUGCUCUCGACUUCAAGAAUGUCUCAAUUGUUGCCCACUAUAUUAAGGAGCGCACAAAGAAUGCCCAGUUUGUCAUCAUCUCACUACGAUCACAGAUGUUUGAGCUAGCAGACAGGCUAGUCGGAAUCUACAAGACAUACAAUACCACAAAGUCUGUAACAAUCAAUCCUUCCAAAAUUGGCGGAAAAAUUAGUAGUGACAACAGUGAGAAAUCCAACACUGGUGCUGCUGUGAGCCAGACACAGCACUUCCAGCUUUAACUGCAAAUAGAGUUUAGAAGAGAGAUUAUUGUGUGGAAAUAUUUGUUAAAUAUCACAAUAUAACUUUUGCUAAUCAUAAUAAUCUUGAAAUACUGUACUGUACAUAUAUUUUAUAAGUCAACACAGUAUUUAAGUACAAGGUGGAUGACAGUGUAAAGUGCCUCUAACAGCAGUCAUUGUCAAUAUGAGGUGGAUGACAGUGUAGAGUACCUCUAAUAGCAGUGUCAGUAUGAGGUGGAUGACAGUGUAGAGUACCUCUAAUAGCAGUGUCAGUAUGAGGUGGAUGACAGUGUAGAGUACUUCUAAUAGCAGUGUGAGUAUGAGGUGGAUGACAGUGUAGAGUACCUCUAAUAGCAGUGUCAGUAUGAGGUGGAUGACAGUGUAGAGUACCUCUAAUAGCAGUGUCAGUAUGAGGUGGAUGACAGUGUAGAGUACUUCUAAUAGCAGUGUGAGUAUGAGGUGGAUGACAGUGUAGAGUACCUCUAAUAGCAGUGUGAGUAUGAGGUGGAUGACAGUGUAGAGUACCUCUAAUAGCAGUGUGAGUAUGAGGUGGAUGACAGUGUAGAGUACCUCUAAUAGCAGUUUUCAGU